AUGUCUCAUCGCAACUCAAAAGCCACAUCACCACCACCAGCAACAAUGACUGGACUCCGAAGAUCAUCCAAUGUUGAAGAGGUAAGCGAAUUUAGAUUUUUUUCUAAUCCAAAUUUUUCCCAAAAUGAAGAAUUUCUGAAGAAACGAUCAAUCUAAAAAUAUUAGUUGACAAUCAGAAUUAAUUUUCCAGCGACCGAGUCAGCCAAUUCGCUGCCCGCUCUCCACUCAAAAUCCUCAAGUUGAGCAUCAUCAUCGACGUGUUGCUGAUUUGCCGAACCAGUCACCCAUCGAUAUGUUGCCAACGACUUCUGAAAACAGUCAUCAGCGAGUCGGAUUCCAAUUUAUCGUUUGAGGAUGCCGAACGAUAAUAUGCCACAACCAAGGAGUUCCGCCCCGCCAAGCGAAACUUCCCGAUCGUUUAUUCACAUGGAAGAUGGAAGUGUUCACAUUCACAACCAGGUUCUGCGCUGAUCGCAAUAUGAUUUGUAUAGGCGAAUUCUUCAAUCGGUCGGAAAUAAUGGGAAUCAACAAGAAGCAUAUCGGCUCGAUGAUCGAUUGCCUCAUUCUCCACGACUACCACACGAUCAAGCAUAUCGCGACACUGACGAAGAUGUGCAAGACAUUAUGGGGCGUCCAGGACCAGGAACAAUCCUAAAGUCGGACAACUUCGAAGGCAAUUAUUGUCAUUCGAUUUCAAUAACAUCAGCAUGCUUCAAAAAAAUUCUCCAUGUCGAGCAAAAGGAUGGGAAGAUAUUCACUGUUUUAUCGAUCCGAACAUAGUUGAAAUCGAACACGAUGCGAUCAUUGAUAUAUCACAUCGAGCUCAAUCGUCUCAUGAUCGUGAAAUGGCGGCUCGUCGACACAGGGAUGCAAUGUUUUUGCGAGCUGCGAUACUGUUUUCAACGCAGUACCAUUUUCUUCAAUGGGAUCCACAACUGCAGCAUCUCCCUCCAGCACCGGCCUUAUCGAACGGUUACACCAUCUGCUACAACAAACAGAAAACGCGCCGCCGCAGCUUGUGCUCCAUCAAAUCAAACUGCACCACAGCCCGAAAGAAAUUCGCUAAGAAACAGUUCGGGACCCACUGCCGUUUUCUAUGUGCCAGCAAUUCAACCAAUGCCAACAAGAUCCGGACGAAUGGCAGCCACUGUCGCUUCUGCAUCAAUUCACCAGUAUUAUGCAGACUUUGAAGCAGGGUAUCAAAUACCGUUCCACGAGUUGGAGGAAGACGAAGUGUUGCCAAUUGUUAAACUCCACUGGACAGAGUUAGAAGAUUCAAUGGCAAUCACUAAUUUCGUGAGUUUUUUUUUUUCUAAAGUAACAAGUAAUAAUUUACAUAAUUUUCAGCGCAAGGCAGGCACCAGUGGCAACAACUUCCCUGGUGCCAAAAUAUGUAUAUAG
Messenger RNA from Caenorhabditis angaria, 1401 nucleotides. The record is from the annotation of a GenBank genome assembly. NCBI's taxonomy places the organism in Eukaryota, Metazoa, Nematoda, Chromadorea, Rhabditida, Rhabditidae.